Dipodomys spectabilis (banner-tailed kangaroo rat) is the source of this 477-nucleotide messenger RNA. It is a transcript of the gene Apoc4, whose product is annotated as apolipoprotein C4. Gene Ontology annotation, biological process: triglyceride homeostasis; positive regulation of triglyceride storage. The transcript has 4 exons. Gene Ontology annotation, cellular component: high-density lipoprotein particle; very-low-density lipoprotein particle. Bases 1 to 477 code for a protein of 158 amino acids. Lineage: Eukaryota; Metazoa; Chordata; Mammalia; Rodentia; Heteromyidae. The record is from RefSeq and is a predicted model, not a curated record.
AUGCAGCCUCCAGAAAUGGCCCCUCUGAGUCACGGGUUCCAGGCUGGGCCCAUCCUGGGCUACGGUGUACUGUUCCUGGCCUUGGUUUUGGGAGGGGAAACUGAGUCUUGGAGCACUGAGGUGCUAGGAUUAUGCACAGGUGUGCCUGUUGAAUGGCUGGACUCGGAGCGGAGGCUCUGCUCAGCCUGCUCAUCCUCCGCAAGCCCGAGCCCUCCACCAGCGCCCGAUGGGGGUCGCUGGAGCCUGGUGCAGACCAGGGUAAAGGAGCUGGUGGAGCCGCUGGUGACCGGGACGAAGGACAGGUGGCGGUGGUUCUGGGGUCCGAGCACCCUUCGGGGUUUUAUGCAGACCUACUACGAAGACCACCUGCAGGACGUGGGGCCACGCGCUCAGGCCUGGCUGGCGAGCUCCAAGGACAGGCUGCUGGAGCGCACCCGCAACCUGUGCCCGCGGCUCCUGUGCGGGACGCCGAGCUGA